GUCACAUGGUCCGGUAUUUUCAAAAUGGCGCAGAUUGGAAAUGAUGAUGAUGCGAUAAAGAGAAGAUUAUUUAACGAAGGUGACAGUGGUGCGGAUGAACGACGAAUCAAUACUUUAAUCAGAACUUAUGGAAGAUGGCUUGAUUUAAAACCAGGAGAAGAGAGGGAUUUAUUGUUUGAAAGAAUUCUUUGCCAAUUAAGUCAAUGUCGGAACGCUAUGGAAAAAACUCAGCUAGUUCACGAAAUGAAUUUAUUGGAGCAGGAAAAUUAUGAAAACUUAAACUCAGAAAUAGAGCAAGCAAUUAUGUUAUCAAAGAAGAAUAUUGCUGAUGCUAAAAAAGAUUUACAGUAUGCUAGGACAAUAAGAAGAAAUAGACAAGAAUAUGAUGCCCUAGCUAAAAUUAUAAAAGAGCACCCUGAAAGAAAGACGACUGAAAGCAAAAUCUCCGAAUUAAAAGAAGAAUUAGGUCAACUAAAUGAAUCUAGACGGUGUCUAAGAGAUAAGUUGGAAUUGAGGAAAAAGCAAUUGACUGCCAUUGUUACAACAAUUCACGAAAUGCAAAGAACUUUAAGGGAGGAGGAGAAUAUAGAAGCAAAUUCAAAACUAGCUGUAGAGGAUGGCGAGAUGGACACAUCUUGA
Dimorphilus gyrociliatus is the source of this 639-nucleotide messenger RNA. NCBI's taxonomy places the organism in Eukaryota, Metazoa, Annelida, Polychaeta, Dinophilidae. The record is from the annotation of a GenBank genome assembly.